AUGCAGCAUGACAAUAAAAUUAGAUUUGGGAGUCAUCAAUGAUAUUUCAAAAAAAUUUUCUUUUUGAACUUAAUUGCAGUUACAUUUUCCUCGGAAUUUUUAAUUGUUGAGUCCAAUUUCUCAAAAAUCGUUGCGUCCAGCUUGAUCGCAGACAUAAAAUCAGGUAUUCUGGCCAGUUCUUCAAUUGGAAUUAUUUCCUAUGAUUAUUCGUUACUAAAAGAAGAAAUUUCAACUCGAACAAAUCUCCUUGCAGUUUUUGAUAUAACAGACAAUUUAAACUCUCAAUUUGAGAUCUCAAAGCUAUGUGAGGAUAAUUUCGUUGCACACUUUUUAGCAUCAAAAAACUUGGUUUACCAUAAUAAAUGAACUUUCUCACUUUCUAGCUCAAAAGAAAGUUUAAACGAAGCUAUUAUUGCUACUUUAAGAUACUUUAAUUGAACUGAUGGUGUGGCAGUCAGCAGCGUUGAGAAUUAUUCAAAUUCUCAAAUUAUACUGAAUAAUUAUUCUAACUCCCCCCCCCCCCCUCCGUGAGUGAACAAAAAAAUUUUAUUCACUCACGGAGGGGGGUUAAUUUUUUUUUUUUUAAAAAAUUUAUAUAUAAAUUUUCUAAAAAAUAUAUUUUUUUUCGAAAGUUAAAAAAAAUUCUAAUUCGCGAAAAUUGGAAGCAAAUAUUAAUUUAAUUUAUAAAAUUUAUGUUUUAAAAAGCAAUUCGUUUAAAAAUUAAACAGAAUUAGCUCUAGAUUUCAUUAUACUAAUUAUCAUUUAUAUAUCUAAAUUUUUUUCAAUAAAAAAUUUUUGUAUUAAAAAAAAAUUUUUGUUCACUCACGGAGAGUGGGUUUUUGGGCAAAAAAUAGCGAUUUUUCUAAUGGUUUUGUUCAAUCACGGAGGGUGGGGAGUAAAAAGAUUAAACUAUUUUCAGCAGGCUCAGAUACUUUUAUUCAAGAUUUUGUUGGAAAAGAAAUUAUGAAAUUAGGCUCUUCUCUGUUUUAUUUGAUGACUGAUAAAAAUACUUCGAUUGAAAUUCAGCAGGCUUUAGUGUCGUCAAAAAUACUGAUCAACGAAACAGGAAUUGUGUUUGUUGGGGAAAGCAGCUACGGAUCAACCUGUAAAGGUGCCUUAGCUAUUGUAGAAAAAGGAAAAGAAGCUGUAGACUCUUAUGAAAAAUAUCUAUCUGCAGCUAUUUCAGAUAUGAUUUUAUUUCUAAAAGACGUUUUAAGCUCAGAAGAUCUUCCAACUGUGAUAUAUAAAAGGUGUCCCAAUUAUCAUUGUGCCAAUGAAUUUUCAAUUAUAAAUAUUCAAGCAAAAAGAAAAAUCAUUGGGGUUAUUAAAAAUGGAAAUUUAACUGUUAGUUCUACUAUAAUUUUUCCAGGUAAUUCGACUGUAAUUCCAGUAUCUCAAAAGAAAAUAUUGUAUAUUAGUGCAAAUGAUGGAACAACUAAUCCAGGGGCACCGCCUAAUCAAUCAAUCCUUGUUUAUAAAAGAGGCUUAACAUUGGGCGUGAAACAUAUUAAUAGCAGCGUUGACAUGUUGCAAAAUUUCCAGCUCAAGCUAAAUGAUUUUGACUGUGGAGUAAGUGUAUAUAAUGCGACUUUUUUCUAUAAUUGCUUAAAUAAGGAUAAAAAUAAGUUGGGGUUAGCACAUAUUUUUGCAAUAGGCACCCCAACUGCUUACGGAGAAAUCGCUACAUUAGCCAAAUUAAAUAUAAUACAUAGGAUUGAAUUUAAAAUCUAUAUUUUUUAUGAUAAAGUUUCAACCAGUCAUUAUAUUUAUUCAAUAUUAUUGAGUUUAUUACAAUACCUUGUGUUGGAGCUCUUAAUGUUGAUCCAGGCCUCUCAAAUUUUACCAAAUAUCCAUUUUAUACACGCGUAAGCUUACCAAGUAGCGUUACAUUUGCACAAAUUCCAUUAAUACUAAAAGCCCUAGGCUGAAACAGCGCCGCAAUACUAUAUCAAAAUGACAGUUUAGGAAUUAACGCAAACACAUAUAUUAGUCAAGCAGCUGAAAAACAAAAUCUCAUUAUAGUAAACGAAUUAAAAACAAUUCCAGCUCUUCUUAAUAGAGAGCAGCUAAGAAAUUAUACUAAUGUUUUUGAAAACAUCAUUGACACCCACGCAAGAAUCGUAAUUUUAGUAUUGAAUCCUCCAUUAAUAGAUUAUACUGCAGAAUUAUUCUAUGACUUAGGUAUGAGAAAAGGCGACAUCAUUUUUUUGUCAACUUAUCCUUCAUGACUUACUACAGUUGCUAACAAAGAUGAUUACACAUAUAAAAGAGUAGAAGUGGCAAUUCCAUUGAUAACGGUUUUUCAGUCACUUUUUGUAGGGGAAGUAGGGAAAAAAGUUCAUGACGAACUGUAUAAAACAUAUGGAAACACUGAGCCUACAUCAUUUUCUUGCCAAUAUUAUGAUGCUGUAUACUUAAUAGCGACUGCCUUGGAUUGAACUAUAGAUCAAGGAAAAGACUACACUGAUCCUUACGUUCUUGAAGCAGCAAUAAGAGAUGUGAAAUUUACAGGGUGCAGCGGAAAAAUUUAUAUACAAAAAAAUAGUAAUGAUGUGCUUUCAACAAAUUUUACAAUACAAUCAAACUCAUAUAACGCUACAGCAGAAACAACAAAAGUUUUUAAUGUUGGUUUUCUAACACCUACAAGCUCACAAGUUUUAACUAUCGCUUCUCCUGUUGUGUAUGCUGAUGGGAGUACAAAUAAACCUACAGAUUUUAGAAUAACGAGGACUAACUGCCCAUUUGAUGAUAAGCUAAAGCAGACUUUUUCAAAAGGGCGAGCUUUGGUUUUUGGAAUAUGCUUUUUUAUUGCUGUUGUAACAGCAAUAAUUACUUUUUUAAUCUGGAAAAAGUGAUGGAAUAUAAAGGUUGAAGAGCUUAUAAAGAGUGAAGAAAUUUCAGUUGAAGACAUGAUUGUUGGAGCCACAAUUGUUGUUGAAUUUUUUCAGUUGCUUUCCCAAGGUCCUGAUAUUAGGCCUUUGAACUCUUUUCUUGCAGAUAUUGGAGAUGCUCUCUCCUUGGACCUAACAAGCUUUAUUAAGCUUGAAAAUGGAGUGUUCUGGAUGUUUGUUACAACAAUAAUUGUUUUAUGUGGACUAUGAUCUAUUUUUUGUAUAGAAAUAUUUUUGCAAUUGGACGAAAAAUUCAAUAAAAUCUGGAUUUUUAGAGUUUUAGGGGUUGCAGCUGACUAUUCUAUGCCAAUUUUAGGUAAUUUAUGUUUCAUUCCGUUUAUAUCAAUCCUAUUAGAAAUUUUUGUAUGUGAUCAUUCUAUUGGGAAUAAUUUCGCAGACAGUUACCUUUCUAUUGAUUGCUAUCAGUUCUGCUGGCAGGGCGAUCAUAUUACUUAUGCAACCUUAUCUACACUCUCGUUGGUCUUUUAUGAGCCUUUUGCAGUGUUUUGCCGGCCCCUUUGGCAGGAGUUCCAGAGUAACUUACAUGUGAAAUCAAUUCCUCUUUAUUUGAUGAUAAAAACUGUCAUUCAAGUGAUGCUUAUAGUUCUAAAUAAAACCCUUAAAAGGUCAAGUGAUAUUGCCCAUGGAUUUAUAUAGCUCCCGAAAUAUUUUAGAUCGUUAUUGAUGAUCAAUUUUAAUUUUCAAAAAUAAUUUUGUACUUGCCAGCUUUUUCGAAAUGUAAAAACAUAAAUGAAAAAUCUCUCUUUAUGAUUUUAAGAUGUAUAAUGCCGGUCUCUGGACCAUAUUUUCUGGUCGGUAUUCUGCUGGGGUAUAGCGAUCUAUUAUAAUGCAUAAAGUAUAUUUACAUUUAUAAUAUUGUUUUAUUUAGCAUUUGUUUGAAGAUUCAAAGCUUAUAACUAUGGAAGAUUUAACUGAUGGCUUAAACUGAGUCUCAUAGGAGUCUCAUGGGUAUCUUGUUUAUCAACAAUAAUUUUCUUAGUUGAAGAAUCGAGUUUUCCAUGAGUUUCUCUAAUCAUAGCUGGAUGAGCAAUUUUAAUUUUAAUAGGCUUUGCUGUCCAAAAAAAGAAAUAUCCAAGUUUAUUAUUUACUCCCCCCCCCCCCUCUGUGAGCGAACAAAACCAUUAGAAAAAUCGCCAUUUUUUGACCAAAAACCCACCCUCCGUGAGUGAACAAAAAAAUUUUUUAAUAGAAAAAAUUUUAAUGGAAAAAAUUUUGAUAUAUAAGUGAUAAUUAGUAUAAUGAAAUCUAGAGCUAAUUCUGUUUAAUUUUAAACAAAUUGCGUUUUAAAACAUAAAUUUUGCAAAUUAAAUUAAUAUUUUGCUUCCCAAUUUUUGCAAAUUAGGAUUUUUUUUAAAUUUCGAAAAAAAAUAUUUUUUAUAAAAUUAUAUAUAUAAAUUUUUUUUAAAAAAAAAAAAUUAACCCCCCUCCGUGAGCGAACAAAAAUUUUUUGUUCGCUCACGGAGGGGGGGGGGGGGAGUUAGAAAAAAAGGUAAAGACACAUCAACUUUAUUCAAAUUCGCGUUUACCUUUGGUAAGCAUUCGAAAGUGCCCACUUCAAAAAUCGAGCCUCAAAAAUUAGACUUAAGUUCUUUCAAAUAA
Blepharisma stoltei is the source of this 4511-nucleotide messenger RNA. NCBI's taxonomy places the organism in Eukaryota, Ciliophora, Heterotrichea, Heterotrichida, Blepharismidae. The record is from the annotation of a GenBank genome assembly.